AGUCUCUGAUGUCCCCAGAGUGUGUAUGUGAAGUUUUAGCUCAAAAUACCCCACAGAUCAUUUUUUAUAGCACGUUAAAUUUGUCACUUUUUGAGGGUGAGCAAAAACGCUCCGUUUUGAUGUGUCCCUUUUAAAUGCAAAUGAGCUGCUGCUCUCAAGAAGAGGGCGGAGUUUCAAGAGCUCAUGUUAGCAGCGCCGAUUACCUCACGCAGACUCACUUAAAAUGUUAGAAACUGUUCAGCCUUUUAUGUCGGAGAAUGAUGGAGAGACUUAGUGACUUAGAAUGCAACAGGACAUUUCUGAAUGGUUAGUUGAUGAAUUUAUGUAGCUGAUGUGGAGUUAACUAUCUUAAAGUCAUUGAUUAGCAUAUUCUGUCAUGAUAAUCUAUAAAUCGCUCAUGUGGGAACUGUUGUAAGAUCCUACAGAGCCAGAGAAUAUAUGCUGCAUGCAGUUAGAACAGGUAUAGUUUAGUUUAAUUAUGGUUAUAACUUGAUAUCUUGCUUUUAUGACAUGCUAUUGCAUUUGUGUUAAGUACUGUUUUGCAAUAACAUGGCCUCACCCCCUUUGUUGCGUGUUCUCGGGGGCGGGGUUUAUGUAAGUUUUAGGGUUAGUGAUGUCACCAACCCAGGAAGAAGCUCUUUGUAGUCCCUACCAGCCGUUUGUUGUAGUCCUUAAAUAUCUCCCUUUGCUUUGAACUUUGAGUGUCGUAACUUUGCAGAUGUUGUUUAUGCUCAAACAGCAACAUUACACACUAACUAAAGUUAAAAAAGUGAAAUCAUAAUCAAGGACUCCUUUAAGAUUCAUUAUGGAUUCAUUAUGUAGAUCUUGAAUUAUUACUGCAAAGGGAUGUAGUUUCAGUGUAAAUCAGUUGUCCUUGCAUUUCCCCUUGAAGUUCCUGAGGAAUGAAAUCUCUGAGGAAGAUUUUCAGGGAAGAACAAUGAAACACCUUAUUUAAGAUGACAGCACUUCAGGACGAUGCUUAAGUGAGCAUCAGUAUGAAAUAUUUAUUAGUGUGCUCAGUAAACAUGGUUGUUCCUGUCUAAACGGUUUCACUUGAUUUUAGGAAUAUAAAAGUCACCUCUUUUCAAACCCAUCUCUAAUUCUUGCCCUAUAGAUCAAAUAACAUUGUCUGAGAUAUUAAAGGCCCACUGAAGUGCCUUGGAAUGCGCAGCAUUCAAUGUGUUGGCUUCAUUUCAACUGAAACAGGAAGACAGGGCGGGACAUAGCGAACAGCUCCUCCCCCUUUUUUUAAAAUAGCUAAUAGCGUUUUGUUUAUAUCACAGCUCAGCCAGAGCUGUUGAGCUUGGUAAAACCUCAGUUUCCUUCUAAUCUCUAACCGUUUCUCCUCCUAAUCUCCUCCAUAUCACUUUAAAAUAUAGCAUUCUGUGCAGAAUUCAAAUGGGUCUGAUACGUUUUGUGGUCUGCGCCGACUCGAGAAUAUGAUCUGCUCUGUGCUAUCGUGUCUCUGGACCGGAGCAGACUGUGUGCACGCUGUGGUGGUUCAUGUGACUCUAAUGUGAAACCAGACUUCAUUCGCCUCAAUGGAAAGCAUAUUUACACUGUCUUAAUCGUUCCCUAUCCCCUAUAUAGUGCACUAUGUGCCAUUCACCAUGUAGAAAACAGUAAAUGUGUGAACAAGUGACCGAUUUCAGCUGCAGCUUCAGCGUCUAUGUAUAAUGUAGGGGAUGGGGUGCUUUAGAUUCUAGAGAACAUUUGAUUAGACAGAAGAUCUGAUGAGAAGCUGAAGUCUGUGGUGAUAUCAUGAAAAUCCGUGAUCCAUUUUAGCGGAAGUGAGAGACUAACUUUUGAAUGCUUAUAUCUUCUAAAUGCGAAUUUUGUCAUUGUUUUGGAACUCACCAGCUUAUUCAUAACCUUAAUGCUAACAUAUUCAUACUAAAGGCUAAAAAACUUCAGAAACUUCAAAGUUUUCAUGCUCACUGUACAUUAAAAUUAAAAUCGGCAUGAAAAGGAAGUUGCGAUAGGCUUUUCUUCCUUAUUGUGACUUAUAUCUGAGUGAAACUACAUUCUGAACAAGAACAAAUGUAGGGCGGGACUUGAUUUUGCUCAUCUGGAAUUGAUUGGAUGUCAUUUGAGUGACAGGAUGUCCUGCCCUUGGGUCAGUACGUCAUCAGAGAGGAGAAGAGGUGUCUCUGCAAUAAAAAAAAAUAUUUUGAAUAAAGUUUAUGAAGGUGCACGGAUAAAUAAUUUAUUUUCAGUUUUAAUUUCAUGAUGACUUUAAUAUGGAAGUCCUGCAUCUAAUUUCCUACUGAAUCAAGGAUGUGCCAAUUAUCUGUUCUGAAAGUGGUCCAUGUGAUAGUUAUGAAAGUAGUGGCUAUGCCUAUUAUGCAAUGUUUAGACCUAUAUUUUGACCGCUAAAUACUGUGAUUUAGUGUAAAUAGGCUUACUGAAAAGCUGUAGGCCUACAGCUGUUUAAUGUAAAUUAUGUGCUGCUGGCGGCAGCAAGCUAAUUACAAAAAAAAAAAAAAAAAAAGACUACUUGACCGCUUUCCGUAUUCUACUUACGAAGAAAGUGUAAAACUACCGCAGUUCAAAAAGCUUAUGCUACGUCCUACGCCUUCCCUAUUCAACUUACGGAAAAAGUGUAACUGACGCGACGCCAGUUUACACUUUCUUCGUAACUUGAAUACGGAAGGCAGUCUGGCGGAAGCUAGAUAUUUUACUUCAUAACUUGUUGUAGGCUAUGGAUAUGUUUUUUUUUUUUUUUUUUUUUUUUUUUACACAAACGCAUCGUUCCGCUUCAGAAGGCCUUUAUUAACACCCGGAGCCGUGUGGAAUAUGUUUAUGAUGGAUGGAUGUGGAUGGAGACACUUUCUUCAGCUCAUACUCGUUUGGUAACGCUUACUGCCAUUAUAAAGCUUAGAAUAGGCCUAUUUAUUAAUAUUUCUCCGAUUGUGUUCAUCAGAAAGAAGAAAGUCAUAUACACCUAUGGCUUGAGGGUGAGUAAAGCUUGGGGUAAUUUUAAUUUGAAAGUGAAAUAAUCCUUUAAAUGGGCUAAAUGCCAAUCUAAAUGCAAAUGCCAGCCCAUUCUGCUGUUAUCAAAUGCGGAGCGACGUCAUUUUCCUAUAUUAAGCUCGGUGUGAACACGCUCUAACAGCCUGGCACAUGCGGCAGAGGGCAUGAAUAUCCAUUCAAAGCAGUAUGUCUGAGGUCUGAAGUUCUGAACCCAGGUUGAACUCCAAGAACUUUCUCAGAGAGUUAUGCACCUGCAACAACUCCCCUCACCGUCCGCACUGGCCAACAAACCGGUGCGUGUGGACAAUGAUUUUACGCACAUCGCCGCCGCGGGGAACACUUUGGAGAACGAGCCACCUUUGAAAAGACUCUCCACAGGGAUAAGAAACCCAUCAAACGCUCUGGACUACGUCUCCGCCGCACGGGAUGACAGUGAAAGCGCGGACAAGUGCAAUUUACCUGAAUCAAGUCAAGCGCGGACAGAUUUCGCCUCGUCUUCAGCAAUGUUCUCAUAUUCAGGUCAGCAUGUAGUGCCCGCGCUCCCGGCACUCUACAGUCACUACAUGACACCUCACCCGGUCAUCAGCAACGGGCCGUACAAUGGGUUGAGCUACGCGUACUCACAGCCGUACGGACAAACUUACACAAACGCCGCCGUCUAUCCUUUCCCCUCGGUGCCCGGUAAAGCGCAGGUUCACCUGUGUAACCGGGGGCUGUGGUUCAAAUUCCACAGACACCAAACAGAAAUGAUCAUUACUAAACAGGGACGCCGGAUGUUUCCGUUUCUUAGUUUUAGUGUUUCUGGUCUUGACCCGACGUGCCAUUAUAAUAUUGUUGUGGAUGUGAUUCUGGCGGAUCCAAACCACUGGAGGUUCCAGGGCGGAAAGUGGGUUCCUUGUGGCAAAGCGGACACUAACGUCACUGGUAAACUCCAUGUUACGGGAAACCGAGUAUACACGCACCCGGACUCUCCAAACACCGGCGCGCACUGGAUGCGUCAGGAGAUCUCUUUCGGAAAACUGAAGCUGACAAACAACAAAGGAGCUGCCAAUAACUCCACUCAGAUGAUCGUCCUACAGUCUCUUCAAAAGUAUCAGCCGAGAGUGCAUGUGAUUGAAAUAAACAAGAGUGGAGAUGAAGAUGCAAGUGAUCCUGAUCGAGUACAGACAUUUACCUUUCCCGAGACGCAAUUUAUAGCUGUCACAGCUUACCAGAACACAGAUAUAACUCAACUAAAAAUUGAUCACAAUCCAUUUGCUAAAGGAUUUCGGGAAAAUUAUGAUUCUUACAGUGGCUGCGACGCUGACCGACUGACCUCCACACCUGGCGACUCUCCACACUCUCAGUUGCUGCCUGGCUCACGGUACGCAAUGACAAGCACCUUAUUCCAGGAGCAGUUUGUCAACAGUUACACAAAAUCCUGUUUUACAACUCUUAACCCUGACUCUGUCACUACUGACCGACCAAUCACGCUUACUAACAGCCUAACGAACCAAUCCCAAGAGAGCAGCACGGCCUCCGGACAGCGCUGGUUUGUGUCUUCCUCAGCCUCUCCAUCAUACGAAACUGAUGUUAACGCAGCAGCUCUGCUCUCUUACACCACGGCAGGGGUCAAAGGUCUGCCUUUUACUAGUACUGGUGGCACUAGUAACAGUUUGGAUUACUACACCAGUGCUGCUGGAUGGGAUUCAAAAGGUUUGCUAGAUAACAGCAGUAAAACCAUCUCAAAUCUGCCUGACUGGGUUAUGGAUGUGACACAUGAAAGAUCCACACAACCGAAUUACAUGCCCGAGGAUGGAGAUAUGUUGGAAAUAGACAGAUCUUCGCUGGAGGUUUCUGAGGAGCUUGAAGGAAAAGAUGCCGCGGAUUCGACAUGGACUGAGACUCAAUCUUCCAUUAAAUCCAGUGAUUUAAGGAUUUUGGAAGAAGCACAACAGAGAAAUUCCUCUGUCACUCCUGAUUCAGAUGUUCAGACAGCAAAAGACAUUCAGGUCUCACAGAACAGGGAAAGAAAUGUGAUCAAAGAAUCUGACUUUUUUCAUUUUAACACUCAAACGUAAACCUGCCUGGGCUGAGUGUGCAAUUAAAAUAUUGUUAGUAUAGAAAUAACUUUAUAAUGAUGAUUUAUGUAUACAAUAUUUAUUUAUUUUCAUGUUAAUGACACUGCACCAUUGCUGAACCAUGUCUGAACUGAGUAUUCUGUGUAUUUUUUUUCAGUGGUGGUAAUUUGAAAAAAAAAGAAAGGAAAAAACAUACAUUAAUAGACCGUCAUAUGAGUGUUUGUUAAAACAUACAGCCCAAAUAUAGGCUAAUGAAUCUAGAUAAAGUGUUAUUAAAAUCACAACAGUGUUUAACAUGGGAAUUUAAUGACCAUGAACUAUCAAAACUGCAAGUUUUUUGAUUAGAUGCUUAUUGUAAAAUAUAGAACAUGUCGAUGUGAAGUCAUGACAUUCUGCUGGUGUCAGAAUGUUUGAUGUUCAGCCUAAAUAAAUUGUCAGAUGUUUGAGUA
This is a messenger RNA of Ctenopharyngodon idella (grass carp), 5482 nucleotides long. It is a transcript of the gene tbr1a, whose product is annotated as T-box brain transcription factor 1a. Gene Ontology annotation, biological process: regulation of transcription by RNA polymerase II; regulation of neuron projection development; positive regulation of DNA-templated transcription. Gene Ontology annotation, molecular function: DNA-binding transcription factor activity, RNA polymerase II-specific; RNA polymerase II cis-regulatory region sequence-specific DNA binding. Gene Ontology annotation, cellular component: nucleus. The record is from RefSeq and is a predicted model, not a curated record. The coding region runs from base 3219 to 5033 and encodes 604 amino acids. Lineage: Eukaryota; Metazoa; Chordata; Actinopteri; Cypriniformes; Xenocyprididae. The transcript has 6 exons.